AUGUUCAAUCCAGAGAAUCUAUUGGCCCUUUCUACAUCUGGAGGUAGACGAAAUCCAAUAACUGUUGUGGUCAUUUCUUCUGAUUUGAGGCCCGUGUACUUCAGAGAAGAGGUUGCUCUUAACUCAGAUGAUUUUGAAAAAAUGAAAGUCGAUUUGUGCAACAUAUUCGACCAUAAGUUGGUUGUUGGGGAAGACAUCAAUUCGCACUUCUCACGACUCGGAAUUCCUUCUAACAUUUGCGAGGUCUUGGAUAGCAGAUCUCUGCCGAUUCCGAUGGGUUAUCAACCAACCCCCCUUCGAUACCGAAAUCCAAUGGAAAACGCCAUACGAGCCAUGCAACUUUUUACAAAUUAUGCACAAAUGCGACAAGGUGGUUUGAUGCACGCAAAAUAG
Molecule: messenger RNA, 393 nt
Organism: Oikopleura dioica
Lineage: Eukaryota; Metazoa; Chordata; Appendicularia; Copelata; Oikopleuridae
Source: the annotation of a GenBank genome assembly